Adineta ricciae is the source of this 415-nucleotide messenger RNA. The record is from the annotation of a GenBank genome assembly. NCBI's taxonomy places the organism in Eukaryota, Metazoa, Rotifera, Eurotatoria, Adinetida, Adinetidae.
AUGAACACGAACGUUUAGAAUACCUUUCGUCACUGUCAAAACGCUACGCAGAUAUUAUUUUUGGAAUUCCGCAAGAUUUUAGUUCAUCAUCAAAACAAUCGUUUACUUAUGCGAUAACACUUCUUUUGAAUAAUGCAUCGAAUGAGUAUCGUCAAGAUUUAAAGAAACGUUUAUUUGCGUUAGAUGAUCAACAACCGCAACAAAACGAUAUUAUGCAUAUUUAUUUUUCAAGAAAAUCAUUUCUCUACUAUCUACCUUUAUUACUUAUUUACAUUGUUGUCUUUCUUUAUAUUUAUUAUUCUGUCAGUCAAUUUGAAUGUGUUAAAUCGAAAUGGGGUUUGGCAUUAGCAGCAACUGUACAAAUUGUUGUUUCUCUAUUGAUUUCCUUAGCAUUAUCCUCAUUGUUUUAUAUGAC